This is a messenger RNA of Meleagris gallopavo (turkey), 1541 nucleotides long. NCBI's taxonomy places the organism in Eukaryota, Metazoa, Chordata, Aves, Galliformes, Phasianidae. The record is from RefSeq and is a predicted model, not a curated record.
GAAGUGCUGGUUGUAACAAAUUGAAGUAUGUCAUCAGUAGCAGUGCCAUUUUACCAGAAAAGACACAAACAUUUUGAUCAGUCCUAUCGCAACAUUCAGACAAGAUAUGUACUUGAAGAAUAUGCAGCAAGAAAGGCUGCUUCUAGACAGGCUGCUCACUAUGAAUCAAUUGGCCUGGGAAAAACAACAUGCAGACUCUGUGCCAGGAGGGCACGCAGCUUGGCUCAUGAAGCGAUGCAAGAAUCCAGGAAAAGGACUCACGAACAAAAGUCUCAUGCUAGUGAUGAAAAAAGGAUCAAAUUUGCCAGUGAGUUGUCAUCUUUGGAAAGAGAGAUUCACUUGGCCAGGCACCAUGCUAGGGAACAACUGGAUAGACUUGCUAUACAAAGAAUGGUAGAAGAAAAAAUAUGGCUCUGGAAAGACACGCUGUUGAGGAAAAAAUAAGUCGAGCUCCUGAAAUCCUAGUGCGCCUGAGAUCUCACACUGUCUGGGAAAAGAUGUCUGUGCGUCUUUGCUUCACUGUACAAGGAUUUCCCUCCCCUGUUGUUCAGUGGUACAAAAAUGAGGAACUGAUUACCCCUGCAAGUGAUCCAGCAAAGUACACUGUUGAAAACAAAUAUGGAGUACAUGUAUUGCAUAUAAACAGAGCUGAUUUUGAUGAUUCUGCUACCUAUUCAGCUGUUGCAACAAAUAUCCAUGGGCAGGCAUCAACUAAUUGUGCUGUGGUUGUGAGAAGGUUCAGAGAGAGUGAAGAGCCUCACCCAGCUGGGAUAAUGCCCUUCCACUUGCCACUGUCGUAUGAUGUUUGCUUCACACACUUUGAUGUCCAGUUUCUGGAGAAAUUUGGAGUCACCUUUGCAACUGAAGGUGAAACACUGACCCUUAAGUGUUCUGUGUUGGUCACCCCAGAGCUGAAAAGACUACGGCCUCGAGCUGAGUGGUAUAGAGAUGAUGUUCUGAUAAAGGACUCCAAGUGGACAAAGCUGUAUUUUGGAGAAGGUCAGGCAGCUCUGUCCUUCACUCAUCUGAACAAAGAUGAUGAAGGUUUAUAUACCCUGCGAAUGGUUACAAAAGGUGGAGUGAAUGAAUAUAGUGCAUUCCUGUUUGUCAGAGAUGCUGAUGCAUUGAUCGCGGGAGCACCAGGGGCUCCAAUGGAUGUUAAAUGCCAUGAUGCUAACAGAGACUAUGUUAUUGUUACCUGGAAACCACCAAAUACAACCACUCAGAACCCAGUCAUUGGAUAUUUUGUUGACAAAUGUGAAGUAGGUUUGGAGAACUGGGUCCAGUGCAAUGAUGCACCUGUAAAAAUCUGCAAGUAUCCCGUGACUGGUCUUUGUGAAGGACGGUCUUACAUCUUCCGCGUGAGAGCAGUGAACAGUGCUGGUAUUAGCAGACCUUCUCGAAUCUCUGAACCGGUUGCAGCUCUUGACCCUGUUGACCUGGAAAGAACACAAACUGUUCAUGUGGAUGAAGGGAGAAAGAUUGUUAUCAGAAAAGAUGACCUCGAAGGUAUGUUAUGUUUCUGAUUUCAUUCCAUCUCU